Messenger RNA from Pseudomyrmex gracilis, 2110 nucleotides. RefSeq names its product aminopeptidase N-like. The record is from RefSeq and is a predicted model, not a curated record. Gene Ontology annotation, biological process: proteolysis; peptide catabolic process. Gene Ontology annotation, cellular component: cytoplasm. The transcript is spliced from 11 exons. Bases 10 to 2052 code for a protein of 680 amino acids. Lineage: Eukaryota; Metazoa; Arthropoda; Insecta; Hymenoptera; Formicidae. Gene Ontology annotation, molecular function: peptide binding; zinc ion binding; metalloaminopeptidase activity.
CUCAGAAACAUGUGGGACUAUAUCAUACCACGGUCGCAUGUUUAUUACGUGCUACUGCCUUUAACCUCUAAUCGGUACGAAAGUAUGAUAACUCCUGGAUUUGUUUUUUUGAGUGAAGUUAACAGUAUAUAUAACAGCGAAGUAGAUUCAAUUAUUAAACAAAAAGAAGUAACAUGUUUCAUAGCACGAAAUGUGAUACAAGAAAUGUUUAGUGAGUGGGUAGCUACAUGUAAUCAAUCGGAUUUUUGGUUUAUCGAAGGAUUUUCAACAGUAUAUGGAGUUUAUAGUUGGGACAAGAGUUUAAUGAAGUCAAUUGUGGUCCAGACACGACGAAACGUUUUGGAUUAUGCAGAAGCAUGUAGUACAUAUGAUUUUGGAAUUCAAGAAGAAUCGUUUACAGCUCUAAAUUCAACUGUUAGGAAAAUGUGGCGAGAAAAGGCAUUCGGCAUCUUUUAUAUGCUUAGUCAUAUCUUUGUUGAAGAAGAUUUCUUAUAUACUUCUAUGUUUCAACAGGCCGUAAACUUAUAUUAUAACAUUGAUACUACAUCAGAUAAGGUACAUAAUGAACAGUCAAUUUUUGAUAAAUUAUGGUACGGAAAGUAUGAAGCGUCUUCCUUAUAUAAGUCUGUCUACUUUACGACAGAGAGUACAAAAAUAAUAACUUCUUGGAUAACACAAUUUGGUUAUCCGGUGUUACAAAUAAACCGACACAAUGAUACACAUGUAACAAUGUCUGUCAGAGACUGUUUUACCGUUGAUCACAAAAAACAGUGCGAACUAAAUUGGUGGAUACCUGUUACUGUUAAAAAACUACUACAUACAAAAAGUACUGUCACGUAUAGUGAUAUCCUAACACCAUACAAAACAUAUAUUCGUUCAUGGCUGAGUAAUAAAAAUGAGAUUGUGAUUGUCGCGGAUUCCACUGGAUAUCGUGUCAACUAUGACCGUGAAUCUUGGACACACAUUGCUUUUUUCUUAAAAACUGUUGAUCUGAAGAUCACUGAUUUAUCUGACGUCACUGUAGCACAAAUAUUAGACGAUGCUUUUUAUUUUUUGGUGCAAAAUACAGAAUAUAACGACAAUUCUACUUCAGAUAAUAGUGAUCUAAACAUAUAUCUUGAAAUUGCAAGCAGUAUAUUUCAUGCAAACAAUUCCUACAUAAUGUGGUAUCCUAUAUGUUUUGCUCUUGAAAACAUGUCGAAGAUAUUUCCGUUUCGAGAAACUGUGUUUACCAGAAACAUCAAGGAUACACUUUUGGUAAUAUUGAAUAGAUUUCUUGAUAAUAUAUCAUAUACACAGUGGUCCCAAAAUAGUGUCAAUAAUCAAUUUUAUCAUGAAGUUUUAAAAUGGACAUGCGUUCUCGGUGAUUUAAAAUGCAAAGAACAUGUUAAUGGAAUAUUAGAAUGGCAUUUUAAAAAUCUUGCACAAAACAAACUUUUGCCAAGUUGGAAGAAAUGGUUAUAUUGUCAAGGAUUAAUGGUAGAAACUGUCACGUAUAAUAAGUCUGCUUUGUGGCAAAAAAUUUUUCACAUAUAUCAAACACAAGAAAAAGGAAAAGAAUUCUUAGAAUUUUUGCCUUGCUCUAGAAAACAUGAGGACAUUUAUGUUUUUCUCUAUUUUCUUGAUCAUAACUUUGUAUCAAUACCUGGAAGUAGUUUGAAUACAAAAAAAGUUCCUACUGAAAAUAUUAUAAUUGCAGAGAAAAGUGUUACUGUUACUGUACUUUUCACUCUUUUUGCUUUGCAGUCGAAAACUACUUCCGUGCUAAAUAAUAUACGAUUUGGACUACAAACUGGAAUAGUAAGAGGCGUGAACAUACUACCAAUAAUAAAUUGUAUUAUUAACAACAUAUAUUCCAACGACGACCUGUUCAUGAUCACUAACGAAAUGUUCUUACAGAAACUGCUUCAUAUAUACCUGAUAAAGGAUCCAUAUAUUCUCGAUGCCAUUAAAAAGAAAGUGGAAAAUCGUCGUAGUUUCCUAAGUGAAAUGCAAACUAUACUUCGUUUUGAACCCCAGUACGUUUUUAAUUACAAACACAUGAAAAUAUAAAGUUUUUUUUUAGAAUGUGUUUUUUUUUGCAUGUAAACAAACGAUUUUAGUUACAAGA